Messenger RNA from Stegastes partitus (bicolor damselfish), 1667 nucleotides. RefSeq names its product cullin-5-like. Gene Ontology annotation, biological process: ubiquitin-dependent protein catabolic process. Gene Ontology annotation, molecular function: ubiquitin protein ligase binding. The record is from RefSeq and is a predicted model, not a curated record. The annotation marks the transcript as partial. Lineage: Eukaryota; Metazoa; Chordata; Actinopteri; Pomacentridae. The transcript has 14 exons.
GAGAGGAUAAGUUGAGGGAACAUGGCGACGUCUAAUUUGCUAAAGAACAAAGGCUCCCUUCAGUUUGAGGAUAAAUGGGACCUGAUGCGUCCCAUCGUACUGAAGCUCCUGCGGCAGGAGUCUGUCACCAAACAACAGUGGUUUGACCUGUUCUCAGACGUCCACGCUGUUUGUCUGUGGGACGACAAAGGUCCAGCCAAGAUCCACCAGGCCCUUAAAGAGGACAUCCUCGAUUUCAUCAAACAAGCACAAGCACGGGUGCUGAGUCACCAGGAUGACACGGCAUUGCUGAAGGCCUACAUUGUGGAGUGGAGGAAGUUCUUCACGCAGUGUGACAUCUUACCUAAACCGUUCUGCCAGCUGGAGAUCACUCUGAUGGGCAAGCAAGGAAGCAACAAGAAGUCCAACGUGGAGGACAGCAUCGUCCGCAAGCUAAUGCUGGACACGUGGAACGAGUCCAUCUUCUCCAACAUCAAAAACAGACUACAAGACAGUGCCAUGAAGCUCGUCCACGCUGAGAGGCUGGGGGAGGCCUUCGACUCCCAGCUGGUCAUUGGAGUGCGAGAAUCCUAUGUGAACCUGUGCUCCAACCCCGACGACAAGCUGCAGAUUUACAGGGACAACUUUGAGAAAGCGUAUAUGGAUUCUACGGAGAGGUUCUACAGAACACAGGCGCCGGCCUACUUACAGCAGAAUGGGGUCCAAAACUAUAUGAAAUAUGCUGAUUCAAAGCUGAGGGAAGAGGAGAAACGUGCACUGCGAUACUUGGAAACAAGACGCGACUGUAACUCUGUACAAGCAUUAAUGGAGUGUUGUGUCAAUGCACUAGUAACGUCAUUCAAGGAGACCAUCUUAGCCGAGUGUCCAGGCAUGAUCAAACGAAAUGAGACAGAGAGUGAGUACGGCAGGACUGCUCCCACCAAAGGCUCAGCCAGCUCAGAGUUGCAUCUGAUGUUUUCCCUGAUGGACAAAGUGCCCAGCGGCAUCGAGCCCAUGCUGAAGGACCUGGAGGAGCACAUCAUGAGCGCCGGCCUGGCCGACAUGGUGGCCUCAGCAGAGACGAUCACAUCUGACUCAGAGAAAUAUGUGGAGCAGCUGCUCACCUUGUUUAACCGCUUCAGUCGGCUGGUGAAAGAGGCCUUUCAGGACGACCCACGUUUCCUGACAGCAAGAGACAAAGCAUAUAAAGCUGUUGUCAAUGAUGCCACUAUAUUUAAAUUAGAGCUUCCCAUGAAACAGAAAGGGGUUGGAUUGAAAACUCAGCCAGAGUCCAAGUGUCCGGAGCUGCUAGCCAAUUACUGCGACAUGCUCCUGAGGAAGACCCCACUAAGCAAGAAGCUCACCUCUGAGGAGAUUGAGGCCAAGCUCAAGGAAGUGCUUUUAGUGCUGAAGUACGUCCAGAACAAAGAUGUGUUUAUGCGCUACCACAAAGCCCAUCUGACCCGUCGGCUCAUCCUCGACAUCUCAGCCGACAGCGAGAUAGAGGAGAACAUGGUGGAGUGGCUCAGGGAAGUAGGAAUGCCGGCUGAUUAUGUCAACAAGCUGGCGAGGAUGUUUCAGGACAUUAAGGUGUCAGAGGACCUCAACCAGUCGUUCAAAGAAAUGCAUAAACACAACAAGCUCGCUUUACCAGGUAAACACACAUCCAACACAUUUGAGCAGCUGCA